AUUUGAUCCACCGAAAAAAGAAAAAUCUGAAGGCGAAACGUAGAACGGUAGAGAAGAAUGUAUUCAAACCGAAGCCAAGAUGAGCAGUCCCCUGCCUGCAGCCGGAACUCCCCUGAGUUCUUCACCUUUUUAAUUCCCUCCAAUUCUUCUUCUUCCUCUUCCAUCUCCUACGUCGAAUCGUCCGUUACUGAAGAACGAAUGAAGGCGGAAUUUUGUAAACGAGCCGAGAGUAGAGGACUUUUGGAAUAUACUCCUGAUUUGAUUCUUCCGGAUCAGUGGAUGAUCAUCGACCAUACUGGUGUUUGCUGUUCUUCUGUGUCUACCGAUGUGGCCUUUGCAUGUUCUGUUCAGCAAGUUACUCAAUGUGCUACAUAUAAACCAGCUUCACUCUUGGGAUUGUGGUCUGGCAUGUGCUGGCUGCUGCCUGCUGCUAUGGUUUUGAAUGCAACUGGUGUCAAUGAUUGCAGCAUCGAUCGAUGCUUUAGCAGACAUGUGCUGCACAACUAGGAAGAAUGAGAGAAUUUCAUCCAAAUGCUUAGAAGAAGUGCGCAAGUCGUUCGGAACGGACGAAGAUCUUAUUGUGAUAUCUCUGGAGAGCAGCAUCAAACAGAAGAACUGUUGUUGGAGGAAAAUUCCUCCUCCUCCACUCAUCCACACAUAAUAAUUCCAUUGACAUGUCAUUCUUCGGUGUUAACGAUGAACAAACAAACAGGUUGGUACCAAAGUCCAAAGCACAUGUGAUCUGUCCAUAUGAUAAACCUUUCCCUUUUGGCCACUUUUUAAGCACAGUUUUGCUUUCUUCCCUUUUUUCUGUUACUUGUAUGUAUGCCCAUAAGAAUUCAUACAGAUAACGUCCAAAAAUGUAUUUGGGAAGUGAAGUAAUGUACAAAAAAGGAUAAACAAAAUAAAAGAGCAGAGGCCUCUGAUCAUGAUACCGGCUACAGUCAUGUCGCUGUUGUGCUGUGCCAUAUAAUACCAAAGACGAAGCUGAUUCCGUGAGGAUUCUUUGAAUCCAAACCCCAAUUGUUGUG
Molecule: messenger RNA, 1031 nt
Organism: Linum tenue
Lineage: Eukaryota; Viridiplantae; Streptophyta; Magnoliopsida; Malpighiales; Linaceae
Source: the annotation of a GenBank genome assembly